CUUUGAAUUCCUAGCCCCUGUGGUCACCAGAUUCCAGGCACAAGAUGAAAAGCUCUGGUCUUGUCCUCUGCCUCCUCUUUGCUGUGUUUUGUCUCUUCUGGACACCUUCUGUUGGGCGGAAGACACUCCAUUUGGGAAGCUGUGUGAUCUCCACAAACCUUCAGGAAAUAAGAAAUGAGUUUUCUGAGAUACGGGACAGUGUGCAAGCUGAAGAUGGAAACAUUGACACCAGAAUCCUCAGGAGAUUUGUGUCUUUACAACACACAAAGCCUUCAGAUCAGUGCUGCCUCCUCCGCCAUUUACUGAGACUCUAUCUGGACAGAGUAUUCAAAAACUACCAGACUUCUGACCAUCACAUGCUCCGAAAGAUCAGCAGUCUCGCCAACUCCUUUCUUACCAUCAAGAAGGACCUCCGGCUCUGUCAUGAGCACAGGACAUGCCAUUGUGGGGAAGAAGCAACAGAGAAAUACAGCCAGAUUCUGAGUCAAUUUGAAGAGCUUGAACCUCAGGCAGCAGUGGUGAAGGCCUUGGGGGAGCUCGAAAUUCUUCUACAAUGGUUGGAGGAGACAAAAUAGAAGGAAAUGGACACUCCUGCUGAGA
Molecule: messenger RNA, 600 nt
Organism: Orycteropus afer afer
Lineage: Eukaryota; Metazoa; Chordata; Mammalia; Tubulidentata; Orycteropodidae
Gene: IL20
Product: interleukin 20
Molecular function (GO): signaling receptor binding
Source: RefSeq, a predicted model, not a curated record